This is a messenger RNA of Amoebophrya sp. A120, 3654 nucleotides long. The record is from the annotation of a GenBank genome assembly. NCBI's taxonomy places the organism in Eukaryota, Dinophyceae, Syndiniales, Amoebophryaceae.
CCUGGAUUUGGCGAAAGCGAAUAUGGGUCGUGGCGGGUCCAUGAAAGAGCAAACCUCGUCGUCGGGGUCCUCUCGAGGCGCUGCGACCCCGCGGACGCGCUCCGGAUCAAAAUCCUUGGCGGACGAGGUGGUACGCCGGUUGACAAGCUUGGGCAGCAAAAGCAGGGUGCACGUGGACGGCAUUUCGUCCGGGACUACAGCUCCUUCGUUUAUGCAGCCGGACGUUUCGGUUUCAGCUCCCGCAAUGACUUCUGUCGCACCUGCCCCGCGUUUUUCGGGAUCAUCUGCCUUGGGUCCACCGCCGGCUGCCGGACCUGCGGCUACACAAAAUCCCAAGGCCGGCCAGGAAGACGGCAUAGAGGACGGCGAGGAUUUGAUUGAAUUGUACGCCCGCGCGGUGCUGGCUUCGCUAGAGAACUUUGCUGGCUCCGAAGUUUUGCAUUUCGGGCCGCACGUGGCUAGCAGUUUGCUGAAGGGUAACAUCAACCUCAGCAGCACCGUAUCCGAGAUCCGUGUCAAUAUUGAUCCUGCAGCUACGAAUCUUACAACAGAAGUAUCCUCCGAUACAACUACAACACCAGCGACCGCACAGCUUCUGCAACGCGAGGCGCUUCGUGCGCGCUCGAUUCUUUCUCGCACAUACUUCCAUUACUUGAUCCGCGUCACGAGGCCAAGGGCUGUGCCGAGUUUACCGCCGAAAGACUUGGACGCGUUUUGGGCGGAUAAUGUCGUGCAUUGCGGUUUGUGUGCCUUUCGGAUGCUGUUUGCAGUCCGGCUGGUGGCGGAGCUGUGUGCCUCUAGUACAGGGGCGCCGUCCGCUUCCGCAGCCAAUACGAUCCGCAUGUUUGCCCCACGCAUUGCACUCCAUCCUCGAGAUGUCCCGGCAACAGAAGCGUAUGGAACAAAGCCGGAGUCCGUGGUGACUAUCCAUUCGGCACAUUUCAAACCGCUCCUGUGCAUCCUCGAUCAGUUCUGCGGAGACUCUUCUCGCGAAGUCACCAGGGUACCACUGACUUGUUGUGAUGGGCGCUGAUGUUGAAGUCUUGUGUGUAGUUCCUUGAAGCUCGUACUAGCGGUGCCGUUUUUUACAUCGCAUUGACUUUUGGAUCUUACGUUGAAUAAAUACGACAGGUUCGCCUGACCAUAUCUGAUUUGCUCGGCCUUCGUGUUACCAAGGAAGGCAGCGUGACGCGAAGUCCCUUGCCAGGGCGGGUCGACGUUGGUUGGCGGCUCGUACCGAACCCGACCGAGUUCCCCUUCGACCGAAUUUUGGCGCUCAAUCGCGAGUUCGAGAAAGCCUGUCCGGAGACGUACGAAAAGCUCUGUUUCCAGCUGGAGUCCUACUUUGAAGAGGCAAACGAGGCCGAGCAGCAGGGGCGAGAAUCUGACCUGUGGGCACUGAUGAAAACCGGAUCCUUCUCCCCGGUCCGUGGCAACCGGGACGAGCGGGAGGCGGAGGCCAUAUACGAGAAGUUCGCGAGCGACGCAGGUCUGCGGCUGGCCGUCACCGCUUCGGCCGCCAAGACCCUAGCGGCGCAGGAGGCCGCAAAAGCGGGUGCGCAGGCAUUGGAUAACUUGAUGCUGCAAGAGGGUGGAACAACUUCUGCGGACGAACCGCGGCCGAGUCUGCUGAUCACACCGUCGACGCCACUCGAAGCGGCCGCGCGUACUAGUACCGCCGCCCCCACCGCAUCCGCGCCGCGCGUCUCCCUGACGAAGUUUAUCGGGGUGCGCACCCUUCCGGAGUGCCUCGACCGCUUGUGUGUCGUGGCGAAGGCCGAAACCGAGAAGUUUGGGGAUGGAAUCGAGCUUGUAUUCUCGCCAGACACGGAGGACGUUGCCUUACCCUUUGGAUCAUCAGGCGCUCCCGCUGCAGGAGGUACUAGGGGCGUGCAGGCGUGCACCGCACAACCGAGAGCAAAUACGGCGAAAAUCAGUCGUCGCCUGCAUGCGCGUGCAGAGCUUUCUGUCAUUGGCCGGAAGCUGGGGGCGGUGUGCAAGUUGGUCUCGAUGGAUUACACCAUGCAAGCGCUGCUUCGCAGCUUCGAGGCGGAAGAUUCGGACCACCUGGGGAGAAAGCGGUGGAAGAAAAUCAGUGCAGUACUUCAACAGACGGACGGUCUAUCCCGGCCCGUUCUGGACGCACUGGCGAUGAUCGCCGAUCCCCAUUUUCACCAUUUUCCAGCGGUGGACACCGCGGGUCGUGCGGCAGGAGGACUACACGCUCCGGACUUAUUAACCGUGAUUGCCGCUGCCCAGAACGACGCGGCAGCGCGGUCCUCCGCCCUGUCAGCGUCGAAAGCACCCAUCUACGACGAGCGUUCUGGGGAGGUGCUGGACAAGAAGCGUCACACGGCGAACUUGCUCCGUCUGCACCCCACAGAAGAGAAAAAAAACCGCAACCCACUCGCUAGAGACUCAGCGCUUUUUCUGGAUGUCGUGUUUCCACGACUCGAUGCGGUAAAGGGCGCGACUUCGGGGUCAUCACGAUCUUCGGCGACCGCAACGACCAGCAACCUGGUCAUGUCUGGCGAAAGUGGUAGCACUCCCGCGGGAUUAAGCAAGCCCGUGUUUCGGCAGCGUUUGUGCGCGGCACUGGGAAUUGCGGACCUGAAUACCGUCAACGAUGCGGAGGGACUCGACUCCUUCCGAACCAAGCAAAUGGUACGGCAAUUCUGCAACCAGUCAGCGGAGUUCUGGGAGUACUGGGAUUUGAGCAGCUCUACUCAGCGAGAAGACUACCUCGGGUACCACACCCCGUUCCGGCCUGAGGCACUGUUGGUGUCCUCUUCGACCCUGCAGGACGAGCUGAGCUUUGCAUUUUGGGACCAGCAAAGCUUGCUACCUCGCCGCUGCUUUCAAGGUAAAAAUGCACUGCAAUUGUUGAGACCGCCACGCCCUGGGGCUCUGAUUCUCUUUUGCUUGUGCUUACGUAAUAUGCGACUUACAGCAGUCCUCGAUUAGGAUUUUUUGAAGCUACUGCUCUGGUUCACAAUCCCUACAGGACGGCUAUGUGCGCAAGUGUGGAUCGCCUUACGGUACUUCCCUGGGGGUUUCGGUGCGUGGGAAGAGUUUCUAGAAACUAGCCGAGUGGAUCUGUGCAGCGGGUUUCGCACCAAUUUCGACGACCGGUCGUGGUGCCGGGUCGUGCUUUUUCAAGCCAUCUUGGUUGUCCUGGAGCUGUACGAGGGAGAUUUCGGGCUGUCCCGAGGUGAAAUGCGAGACUGGUUGCUCGAUUUCUUGACCGAGAUUCUCGCGCAUCUCCAGACUUCUUGUACCAGAAGUAGUUAAAUAGAGGACGCAGGAGCCAGCUGUGCUGGGAGCACGAGUGCUCGUCCCAUUCUGAUCAAUUUGAACAAUCUGAAAAUCAUCUGAAAUCCGAUACUCAAAUAGUAGUAUGCACCUGGAAGUAGACACUGUUGGGUGCAGAUGCCAAUCCGAAUGAUACUCAUGUAGUAUGCAGCUUCUCCGGAAGUUGUCGAAGAGACCGAGACGCGUGUGUGCGUGAUUAUUUUUCAACACGAGCGCGCCGAGACGUUUGAUAUUUAGCCCAGUAUUAGCAUAACAUUCUAAGAAUCAUGGAAGAUGACGAUGAGCUAGAGUGCGACGAUACGCCAUUAAAUUCAUUUCCGUGGUCAUGUAACAACUGCAGAG